This is a messenger RNA of Trichomonas vaginalis G3, 493 nucleotides long. RefSeq lists its product as uncharacterized. The transcript has a single exon. Lineage: Eukaryota; Parabasalia; Trichomonadida; Trichomonadidae. The annotation marks the transcript as partial. The record is from RefSeq and is a predicted model, not a curated record.
UGGGUGAGCUUGUAAAUGCUGCAAGAACAUUAGGUGAAACAGGAAAUUUUGUAGAUGGUUUUAAAAGACUUGUUUCAAAUGUUUUAACAAACACAAAGAAAUUAUUUAGAUAUACCGUACAUAACGGACAGAUUUUCGAACAGAUAGCAACAAACCCUCCGGUUAUGGCUGCGUUGAUGAUGGUUAGAGAUAUAAAACCACGUAACGACGGGAACGAAGAACAUGAACAACAGGAUACUGGUCGGGUUAUUCGAGACAUUAAAAACGUGUAUCCUGAAGUUAUUGAUUUAUUUAGAGGAGUUAAUGAUUCAAUUUCAAAACAUUCUAUAACCCUCGAUGAAGAGAAUAAAUUAACAGAUUAUAUAUUCGUCAUUAUUGCAGAAUUAAUGAAGAGAAUAAAUGAAAAAGGAAUUGGUGAUAUCAUUAAUGUCAGCGAUGUAAUGAUGAAAAGAAAUUUUGACUCAUUAUUUACAAAACCGAAAACAGAAUAUAG